UGACAUGCAUACUUUCACAGAGGCCGGGUCUCUGCGGAUUCAAACGAUCAUUCUUACAUCUCAACAAUAACAACAGAACGAUCUCACUUCAUGAGCAAUGGCUAACGAGGGUUUUGCAAAGCCAUGGCUAGAGUUCGAAGAGGAAUUCGGAGAGCGUAUAAUUCUGGAGCCGCCUCUCUCAAAUUUGUUCCAACAAUACACACGCAUUGGGGAACUCAUGGCAGCUAAAUACGUGUUUCCUGCGCCAGAUCCUUCUGUUAAAACAGAGGACACUGCGACGGAAAAAGGGCUCAAGCUGCGGAUAUACACACCUGAAUCAUACAAAGGCGGCAGGCCGGUGUGUAUGUAUUACCAUGGUGGAGGUUGGGCCAUGGGUAACAUAGAUGGUGAGGAUCCUCUCAGCAGAGCUAUUUCGAAGGCUGGCGAUGUAGUGGUUGUUUCGGUUGAAUAUGGACUUGCGCCCCAGAAUGCACAUCCAGGAUUAAUGAACGAGUGUUACGAGGCUCUGCAAUGGGCUUUGAGGAAUUCACAGCGGCUGAACACCGCUGAGGGCAAGUUCCUCACGGCGGGCACUUCAGCCGGUGGACAGCUCGCGUUGGGAACUGCACUGAGGGCUAUAGAUGACGGACUAGCAGAGCAGCUCGUGGGUGUUGUUGCCCUUAUGCCGGCAACAGUCCAUCCCGAUGGGGUACCGGAGGAGUUGAAGGCUAAGUAUACAGCUAUGGAGGAACAUGACCUGCAUACUCUGAACACCGCAGGUGCAAUGCGGGCUUUCUGGGAUGCUUUUGGUUCGCCGCCAACCGAUUCGUAUGGUUCCCCUCUCUUGCAUUCUAGGAUCAAGGAUUUGAAGAAGGUGUACCUUGCCGUUGCAGGACACGAUACGCUGAGAGACGAUGGUUUGCUUAUGAAAGAGAAGCUUGAUAAAGCAGGUCUACCCAAUCGGCUCGACAUGUAUAAAGGCUACCCGCACUUCUUUAUGGCUUGGCCAUCUUCGAAGCUUGAUGAGCCGAGGAAGAAAUUCUUUGAUCAAAUAAUAGAAGGAGUGAAGUUUGUUCUAGGAUAG
Molecule: messenger RNA, 1063 nt
Organism: Bipolaris sorokiniana ND90Pr
Lineage: Eukaryota; Fungi; Ascomycota; Dothideomycetes; Pleosporales; Pleosporaceae
Exons: 4
Coding region: 98-1063 (321 amino acids)
Molecular function (GO): hydrolase activity
Source: RefSeq, a predicted model, not a curated record